Oreochromis niloticus (Nile tilapia) is the source of this 1166-nucleotide messenger RNA. Its product is annotated as cathepsin S. Gene Ontology annotation, biological process: proteolysis. The record is from RefSeq and is a predicted model, not a curated record. Bases 104 to 1090 code for a protein of 328 amino acids. The transcript has 7 exons. NCBI's taxonomy places the organism in Eukaryota, Metazoa, Chordata, Actinopteri, Cichliformes, Cichlidae. Gene Ontology annotation, molecular function: cysteine-type peptidase activity.
UGCUGCUGCUCCUGUCCACUUAAAAUCAGGAGCCACAUUGCAGGCUGUUUGCUUUGUCACACUGUGGUUGGAAACUGUCUUCUUCUUUUCCCAGAUUCUGAAAAUGUUUCGGAGCCUGCUUUUCACAGUCUUGUGUGGAUUUGCAGUGGCCGAUAUCAGUUCGCAAACAGAUCGACACUGGGAACUAUGGAAGAAAACGCAUAAGAAAGUAUAUUCUCAUCAGAUUGAGGAGUGGGGACGCAGACUGAUUUGGGAAAUGAACUUGAAAAUGAUUAAUCUUCACAACCUGGAAGCCUCGCUGAAUUUGCACACUUACGAACUGGCAAUCAACCACUUCGGAGACAUGACCCCUGUGGAGAUCACUGGCACUCUCACAGGCACUAGGGUACCAUCUGACCUGGAGAUGGUUGCUGCGAGCUCCAUAAAAGUCAACGCUUCUCUACCAGCUUCAGUGGACUGGAGGGAUAAAGGCCUGGUAACUCCAGUCAAAACACAGGGUUCUUGUGGUGCUUGUUGGGCUUUCAGUGCGGCUGGAGCUCUUGAGGGGCAACUUAAAAAGUCUACAGGCAUCUUGAGGUCUCUCAGCACUCAAAACCUGAUCGACUGCACUACAGAUUAUGGCAACCGCGGGUGCAAUGGUGGCUUAAUAGCACGUGCCUUCAAGUAUGUUGUUGAUAACCAAGGCAUUGCUUCUGAAGAUGCUUACCCCUAUAUCGGAAGGCAUAAUCAGUGCAAGUACAACCCACUGUAUCGGGCUGCUAACUGCUCAGGGUAUUACUGCUUACCAAGGGGGGAUGAGUUUGCACUGAAGGAGGCAGUGGCUCUUGUGGGGCCCGUCGCUGUUGCAAUUGAUGCUUCCAGGCCACAGUUUCACUUCUACCAUCGUGGUGUGUACAUGGACAACACAUGUACCCAGAAAGUGAACCAUGGCUCGCUGGUUGUGGGUUACGGCAGAGAGAAAGGACAGGACUACUGGCUCGUCAAAAACAGCUGGGGUGUCCAGUUUGGAGAAGAAGGCUACAUUAAGAUGGCUCGGAACCGAAACAACCAGUGUGGCAUCACUCACCAUGCUUGUUUUCCUUUUGUGUGAUUAAGUUGGGUCUUUGUUUUAUAUUUGUAUUUUUUCAAUGUUUAAAUAAACUGUAUCACUGAAAUUUUAACAUGUU